Messenger RNA from Cajanus cajan (pigeon pea), 996 nucleotides. Its product is annotated as Tetratricopeptide repeat (TPR)-like superfamily protein. NCBI's taxonomy places the organism in Eukaryota, Viridiplantae, Streptophyta, Magnoliopsida, Fabales, Fabaceae. Gene Ontology annotation, molecular function: protein binding; RNA binding. The record is from RefSeq and is a predicted model, not a curated record. Gene Ontology annotation, biological process: RNA modification.
GAAAAAGCUUAGUGUAAUAAGCACCAUUGUUGUGACCACAAAAAUAGUAGAGAGAACGAGCAUGAUGAGCUUACUAACGACGCCUACGAUUCUCCCCUUCGGAAGUCGCAGUUUUCCGCCGUUUGCGACGAAGAAGCUAAGAGCGAGUUGCAGUCUGAGAGACGAGGGUCCUCUGUCCACCGCUGCGGCUUACGCCGUGCUUGGAGUGGACCCUCACUGCUCCGCCGCCGACAUGAAAGCUGCUUUUCGAGCCAAAGUGAAGCAGUUCCAUCCAGACCUCAACAACACAACACCUUCCGAUGCCAUGAUUCGCCGUGUAAUUGAAGCCUACCGGAUACUAUCCAACUGCACCCCAUCGCAAUUAAUUGAAAGGGAAUGCUUAGAUCCCUUUGACACGCCCGAGUCUGAAGCUUUUGACCUUUUUGUUAACCAGCUCUUUUGUGUCGGCAAAGCCUGUUCAAGUUCCUGUGUGAAAAGAGCUCCUCAUGCUUUCACGUAUGACGCUUCAACGGGAACAGCACGUGCAUCUUCUCAAGGUCACGGGGACGAUUACCAAGUUCAAUGUGCUGUUGGACAAUGCCCUAGAAGUUGCAUUCAUUACGUGACCCCAUCACAAAGAAUUCUCUUGGAGGAGCUACUUGACAGUAUACUAGAAGCACCCUAUGAUACAUCAGCUGAAGCAGACUUGCUCUAUUCACUUAUAACCAAAGCCAAGUUUGAGAAUAACCGAUAUCAAAACCAAAGAAGCAACCCAAAGCUUCAAGCCAGCAUGUCGAUUGGUUUUAACUUUUGGAUAGCAACUCUGCCCAUAUAUUCAGUCCCCAACCUAUAGCUCUGACAUUGGUGGGUCAUGGUUUACAAUACACUACCAGUUGCUAGAUAUCAGAAGUUCAUAGGAGCCUUAUACCUCAUUUCUCUGAAACAUACGCGAUGUAUUUAAGUUACAUACAAUUUCUGAUCUAUCUAUAUAUAUAUAUAUGAAUUCAUUUUAUCUCA